AUGGACUCGUUCAUCCAGACCCGACCAUCAUCCCCAUCUCACCGAAACGUCUUGGAGGGAAUACGUAUCAAUUUCAGAAUCUUUCAGAACAUUUUACCCUGGCAGAAGUGCCAAAUGUCAAGUCGAUCGAUGAAGAUAUUGCAGAAAUGUGGAGCAGAGACGGAGCGCAAGAUCAAUGACUCCUCUCUAGUGUACCUUGAGACUUACUUGAAUAUUACAUUCCUCUUGAAGCAGAGACUGAGUGCCUGCGAUGUCGGGAGGAAAGAUAUGCAGGAGAUGGAGGGAGUACGGAUGUGGACGGUGGGGGAAGUUGUAUUCAGCCAAUAUGUUAUAGUAAGAUACAUAUGCGACCGAGCCAUUCCCGUCGUGUUCGGUUCCCUUGAUGAACUCCUCAUUGGAGUAAGAUGGUCCGGUAAUAUUGAAGGUGUCUGGCCUCAAAAGCAUCCACCAGCAGAUGGCGCACCAACAAAGCUUGGAAGUCAGGAGUUUUUAACCACGGACCUGUUUCAGGGCAAUGCACCACAUACGAGCCCAAACGAGAAAGAUCUCGAGAAUUUCCUUGCAUGA
Molecule: messenger RNA, 567 nt
Organism: Fusarium vanettenii 77-13-4
Lineage: Eukaryota; Fungi; Ascomycota; Sordariomycetes; Hypocreales; Nectriaceae
Exons: 5
Coding region: 1-567 (188 amino acids)
Source: RefSeq, a predicted model, not a curated record